Messenger RNA from Thermochaetoides thermophila DSM 1495, 1272 nucleotides. Its product is annotated as putative cell wall protein. The record is from RefSeq and is a predicted model, not a curated record. The transcript has 3 exons. Gene Ontology annotation, molecular function: hydrolase activity, hydrolyzing O-glycosyl compounds; glycosyltransferase activity. Bases 1 to 1272 code for a protein of 423 amino acids. Lineage: Eukaryota; Fungi; Ascomycota; Sordariomycetes; Sordariales; Chaetomiaceae. Gene Ontology annotation, cellular component: fungal-type cell wall. Gene Ontology annotation, biological process: fungal-type cell wall organization; carbohydrate metabolic process.
AUGUUUGGUCAAGGAUGGAGGGGGACAUUAGCAGCAGCCGCUGCGCUGCUCGGUGGUACUGCUCUUGCACAGACAUGGUCAUCCUGUAAUCCAGUUAGAGGGGACUCCUGCCCCGCCAACAUAGCUCUCGGAAGAAGCGUCAAUAUCGACUUCACAAAAGGCGAGGUUAACUCCUUCAUCGCGAGCGGCGGCACACCCACCUACGGCAGCGACGGCGUGACCUUCACCGUGGCAAAGCAAGGCGAUGCCCCACAACUGACCAGCGUUUUUUAUAUCAUGUUCGGUCGUGUCGAAGUAACCAUGAAAGCCGCCCCUGGAGCCGGCAUUGUCAGCUCUCUCGUCAUGCUGUCUGAUGCGCUGGACGAGAUCGACAUGGAAUGGCUCGGCGCCGACGACCAGACCGUGCAGACCAACUACUUCCGCAAGGGUUCCGAGAGCGGCUAUGGCCGGGGUCAGUUCAACCCAGCACCUAACAACCAGGCUCAGUUCAUCACGUACACAAUCGACUGGACCCCGGAGCGAAUCGCGUGGUACGUCGGCGGCACAGUCGUGCGGACAGUGACCUACGAAGAAGCCGCUGGCGCCUACCCACAAACUCCGAUGCAAAUCAAGUUUGGUGCGUGGGCAGGCGGUGAUCCGAACAAUGCCCCAGGCACGAUCGAAUGGGCGCGUGGGCCAACUGACUAUUCCAAGGGCCCAUUCUCCAUGAUCGUCCGCUCGGCAGUCAUCACGGACUACUCGACAGGCCAGAAAUACUACUACAGCGACACAUCGGGCAAUUGGCAGUCGAUCCGGUCGGAGGGCGGCGAAAUCAAUGGCAACGCGGGCAACGCGGGCAACAUCAAGGUGACGGCGACCGCACCGGAACCGACGCACACCAUUGCGCCGUCCAUUCCGCUAGGUGGAAUCGCUCCCGGCACCACCGUCACGACGCGGACGCCGUCGCCGACUGGGCCGAUUCCAGAUGGUUGGAGGAUCACGGAUGAUGGCAAGAUCGUGCCGAUUGGCUCCAGCACUAUCUCCCCAUCCUCGGACGGUUCCUCCUCGGCUGGUUCUUCUGGCUCGUCCUUCACUACUAGCGUAGUCCCGAUCGCGACCCCGAACGACGGUGACGGCAGCAGCAAUGGCAAUGGGGCCCGUCCGACAUCUGCCCCUCUUGUGGAAGAUGCUGCCUCGAUGGCCACUAUCUCUGGUCUUGCUGCUGCUGCUGUGUCUGUGUUCACCUCCCUGAUCGUUGGAUUUGGGGGGACACUUCUCAUCCCAUUUUUCUAG